CCACACUUUGCAGCUCUCGACGUCUGCCUUUGGAGCCUUGCCCUGCUGAGCCCGGGCUGCAUUGCCUGCUGCCCCACGUAUGUAUUGCUGUGGAACCAGCACUCCAGAUCCAUCCACUGACGGAUGAAUGGAUGCACAGCCUGGGGUAUACGUAUGCAGUGGAGUGUUUCUCAGCGUUAAAGAGGAGGGGAAUCCUGGCAUGUAUUUCAAUGUGGAUGAACCUUGAAGACAUUAUGUGAAGUGAAGUAAACGAGUCACAAACAAGACAAAUAUUGUACGAUUCCCCUUCUGUGAGGUCCUUGGAGUAGUCACGUUCGUAGAGACAGAAAGUAGAAUGGUGGCUGCCGGGGGCUGGGAUGAGACGUGCCUAGUUAGUGUUUAAGGGGGACACAGUCUCAAUCCGGGAAGAUGGAAAGUUCUGGAGAUGGAUGGUCGUGAGAGUUGCACAGCCAUGUGGUUGAGUGUACUAAAUACCACAGAACUGCACUCUUUAAAGCGGUUCAAAGGGUAGCUUUUAUGUGAAUGUACUUUUACCACACAAAAAUGUGUAGAGGCUUAGAAUCAGAAUUUCACAUUCUCUCUCCUGGUUCUGUGGGUUGACUGGGCUCAGCUGGGUGGUUCUUGCUUAGAGUUUCUCAUAUAGUUGUAGUCAGAUGGCGACCGAGGCCGGAUGUCCAGGAUGGCAUCUCAGUGUGGCUCCCCCACCCAGCUUGGGCUUCAUAUGAGGUGGCCCAGGGCUCCCACAAAGCAGGAAAGGCAGUGUCUGGGUCGUUUUCAGGCCUGUGGCUAGAAUUGUCACAGCAUUCCUUCUAUCACACUAGAUUGGUUUGAGCAGUGAUGGGCUCACCCAGAUCCAAGGGAAGGGGAAAUAGAGCCUCCUUGCUCCGUGGCAUUCCAGAAAAGCAUUAGAUGGGAGAUACUGUUGUGGCUAUCUUUGGAAAACUUCUAUCCUGAAGCAUGGUUGCAGGAGUCCUAAAGAGUUCGGAUAAGAAGGGGUCUUCAGGGAGGCACAUACUUGUCUGCAGACCUCUUUUGUAGGAGAAUUCAUAGAUUGUUAAGAGUUUGAAUCUUCAUAAAUUGUUCGGACUUGUAGAAGCCACUUGCUAGCAAUGACUUGUUCUAACUUACAGAGCCAGAAUGAAGCAGAGUGGGCACAAAACCUCCCAAGCACGGGCCCCCCGGCUUCCAGUCUGGCCAAACAGCUCUAGGGACCUCACCCAGAGGGACGUUUCUUGCUGUGAGCAAUGCAACACAUCUGAUUCAUAGACAAGACCACAAUCUGAUUCCAAAGAUGUGUUCUACAAACCCAGGCAACUGGGUCACAUUUGAUGAUGACCCUGCUUUUCAGUCUUCUCAGAAGUCAAAGAAUUUACCUCUGGAGAAUCAAGGCAUCUCUAGGCCCAAUGGACUUAAGCUGAACCUUUCUGGUGCUAAGGAAUUUCCCAGUGGAUCUUCCUCUGCCAACAGUACCCCCCUCUCCUCUCCCAUCAUAGACUUUUACUUUAGUCCAGGACCUCCAAGUAACUCUCCUCUCUCUACACCUACCAAGGACUUCCCAGGUUUUCCUGGCAUCCCCAAAGCAGGGACUCAUAUGCUUUAUCCUAUCCCAGAGUCAUCCUCAAACAGUCCACUUACAGCACAAGGAGCAGGCUCUUCCUUAUUGUCUGCUAAACCCACCUGUUUAUCCCAUGCUUCCUUACCCAGCGACCACUCGUGUACACAUCCAGCUCCCAAAGUGGGUCUUCCAGAUGAAGUUGGCCCUCCCCAGGCUGGAAGCCUAGGGUUGCAAAGUGACACCCCCCAGUUUCAGUAUUUUCGGGAGGACUGUGCUUUUUCAAGUCCGUUUUGGAAAGAGGAAGGCAGUGCUUCCCAGUUUGCCUUUGAUCCUUCAGGAAGCAGAAAGGUGUACCCCUCAAGAGACAAAGAGAUGCCUCUCGAUCAAAAAAGCUUAAAUCAGGGUUCACUUAACUACAUCUGUGAGAAGCUUGAACACCUCCAGUCAGCUGAGGACCAAGACUCGUAUGGAAAUAUGUCUGUGCAGAGUCUGCAUGCUGAAGACACUGCCUCUUCCUUUGUCCCCCACACGCUCUUCCGGAGUCAGCCAAAACCUGGAUGGUCUUUCAUGUUGAGAAUUCCUGAGAAGAAGAACAUGAUGUCUUCCCGUCAGUGGGGACCAAUUUUUCUGAAAGUCUUACCUGGUGGAAUCUUGCAAAUGUAUUACGAGAAAGGGUUAGAAAAACCUUUUAAGGAGUUACAGCUCGAUCCACAUUGCAGGCUUUCUGAACCCAAAGUUGAGAGCUUCAGUGUGGCAGGAAAAAUCCAUACUGUGAAGAUUGAACAUGUGUCUUACACAGAAAAAAGGAAAUACCACUCUAAGACAGAAGUAGUUCAUGAACCAGACGUCGAGCAGAUGCUAAAGUUAGGGUCCACAGAGUACCAUGAUUUCCUCGACUUCCUGACCACCGUGGAGGAGGAGCUGACCAAGCUGCCAGCUGCUUCAAAGCCGAAAAAGAACUACGAGGAACAAGAAAUUUCCCUGGAAAUCGUGGACAACUUUUGGGGGAAGAUCACUAAAGAAGAAGGAAAAUUGGUUGAAAGCGCUGUCAUAACUCAAAUCUGUUGCCUCUGUUUCAUGAAUGGGAACACAGAAUGCUUUUUAACCUUGAAUGACCUUGAGCUGCAGAAGCGAAAUGAACACUAUUUUGAAAAAGAGCCGGAAAAGAAGGGGAUUGAUAUUCUUGACCAUCAUUUUCAUCAGUGUGUGAAAACACAAGAAUUCGAGCAGUCGAGAACCAUUAAGUUUGUGCCGCUGGAUGCCUGCCGGUUUGAGCUGAUGCGUUUUAAGACUCCGUAUCAGGGGGCGGAUCUUCCCUUUUCCCUCAAGUCCGUGGUGGUUGUCCAGGGCGCGUAUGUGGAGCUGCAGGCCUUUGUCAACAUGGCCCCACUGGCUCAGAGACCAUCCUGUGCCAGCUCCUUGAGGUCCUGUGACAACAUCAUGAUACACUUUCCUGUCCCGUCACAGUGGAUCAAGGCCCUCUGGACCAUGAACCUCCAGAGGCAGAAGUCCCUGAAAGCCAAAAUGAACCGCCGGGCAUGUCUGGGGAAUUUACACGAACCCGAAUCUGAACCUAUUAUACAGGUCACGGUGGGGUCAGCAAAAUACGAGAGUGCCUACCGGGCCGUCGUAUGGAAGAUAGACCGGCUUCCUGAUAAAAAUUCAAGUUCUGAUCAUCCCCAUUGCUUGUCAUACAAACUAGAACUCGGAUCAGACCAAGAAAUUCCCUCUGAUUGGUAUCCGUUUGCUACUGUUCAGUUUGGAAUGCUGGACACCUGUGCCUCGAGGACAGAGGUCACGUCUCUGGGGGUGGAGAGUGAUGUCCAGCCACAGAAACAUGUUCAUCAGAGAGCUUGCUACAACAUUCAGGUCGAAAUAGAAAAGAAGAGGAUUAAAAUUGAUGGAGAAGACCCAGAUAAAGCUGGCGACUGCGUAACUCAGUAGGAUUAGUAAGAGUCAAUGAUGACCCACUUUUCAAAUGUGUAAUUCACAGAAACCGCACAAAGGUCUGCUUCUGUGUACUGGAAAUGACUUCUGAGUAGAGGGCUUAGGACAGGGCCAGUGGCCGUGUUCCGAGAAGUGAAGACCUGAAACCGAACAGUGCGUAUUUUAUGCACUCCAGGGGUUUCAUCUAAAAUGUGUCUACCAUUUGUAUGAUGUUUUUACUUCCCAUUAAAACUCAGAGUUUUAUGUGUUAUGAGACAGCCAGCUUGGAGAAAGGGUUUUGGAGUUUUAAUUACUCGGUGGCUGAGUGUUUUGCACUCUGGAUCACAUGGGGGCCACAUUUAUCAUCUUCCGGUCCCCAGCUCUUCUUGCUCUGUUAGCACCUCUCCUGGGGGGCGAGGCAGUCAAAGGGGAGACAUAAACCGAAAUACUCAGUCUUUCCUCUUGCUCAUCUCUGGAAUGUGGCUAGGUGUGGGGUGAUGCUGAAACCAUGGGCUAAAAUGGAGAUGUGGAUAUAUCUGAUUUUGAGUCAUUUAUCUUCCUGUGCUCUUACUACAUUGGUGAGUAAUCAUCGACUGUGUUUGGUACCUGUCUUUCCCCCAUGGUGUUAUCAUUUUCAAAAUGUGUUUGUAUUCUGGUGUGUGUUGCAAAGAAGCUAUUUCCGUGGAUAUACAUAUUUUAGUAUAAGUCACUAAGACAUACUGCCUUUUGCUUGGAGAGAUUCCUUUCAGAACGGAAUGGUAUUGGACACUAGUUAAAAUAUUUAUGUAUAUUAGAGAUGAAUUUUUAAAGUUCAUAAUAUUGUCUCCCAAAAGUACAGACUCUAAGAAUGUAUUUUUGAUAAAAGUAUUAUUUGUAAUUAACA
This is a messenger RNA of Ailuropoda melanoleuca (giant panda), 4364 nucleotides long. RefSeq names its product stonin 1 (gene STON1). Gene Ontology annotation, biological process: regulation of endocytosis; endocytosis. The record is from RefSeq and is a predicted model, not a curated record. Lineage: Eukaryota; Metazoa; Chordata; Mammalia; Carnivora; Ursidae. The transcript has 4 exons. Bases 1292 to 3499 code for a protein of 735 amino acids.